Molecule: messenger RNA, 1011 nt
Organism: Schistocerca nitens (vagrant locust)
Lineage: Eukaryota; Metazoa; Arthropoda; Insecta; Orthoptera; Acrididae
Product: venom protease-like
Exons: 7
Coding region: 1-1011 (336 amino acids)
Biological process (GO): proteolysis
Molecular function (GO): serine-type endopeptidase activity
Source: RefSeq, a predicted model, not a curated record
AUGGAUGAGCCAUUCUUCUGGCCUUCUGGACCCAGUAUGCGCCUGAAGCCUGACACACAACCAGAUGUAAUACCUGACUCAACAACCACUUCACCAAACAGCAGCCUUGUUUCAAAGUUCCAGUCUCCCACUACACAAUCUGGUAACACUUCAAGUCAGCAAAUUAGGAAGCGUGUUAGUGAAGAGAAAUGUGAUGAUUAUAAAAGGCCUUUGGAAGAGGAAGCUAAAAAUAGUUACCCAUUAACUUUUCAUUUCGUUGUUGGAGGUACGAACGCUGAUAUUGGAGAGUUUCCUCACAUGGCUGCUAUUGGUUAUCAAGUUGAUGGUAAUCUGGAAUGGAACUGUGGGGGAUCAUUAAUCAGUGAAUAUUAUGUCCUUACUGCUGCACACUGCACACAUAUUGGAAAGUAUCGUGCAGUGAUAGCUCGUCUUGGUGAGCUGAAUCUGCAACGUGAUGAUGAUGGAGCUCAUCCUGUGGAUUAUCACAUUGCAGACAUAGUGCGCCAUCCUGAAUACAAAGGACCAAGCAAAUACAAUGAUAUUGCUCUGUUACAUCUUAGUGAGCGUGUGAAUUUCACGUGGUCUAUACGACCUGCUUGUCUCUACACACAUGAUAAAUUCUCAGUCAGCACGGCAGUUGCUACUGGUUGGGGUAAAACUGAGUAUGCUGGAAAAUUAAGUGACAUUUUGCAGAAAGUUAAUCUUGACAUAGUAGGUAACGAAAUGUGCAAUAACCUAUGGAAAAGUCUUGGCAAGAUCACAUCUCUGCCUCAUGGAAUUGCACCAUCAAUGUUAUGUGCCGGGGUCACUUCAGGAGACAAAGACACUUGUCAGGGUGAUUCUGGUGGACCACUUCAGAUAUCCUCCGAAAUAGGAAAUGAACAUGUGUAUCAUGUUAUUGGAGUGACAUCAUUUGGGAAUUACUGUGCUGGAAAAGAUUCACCAGGAGUCUAUACACGUGUCUCUUCCUUUAUUCCAUGGAUUGAGAGCAUUGUGUGGCCAGAUGGUUAG